AUGGGCUACAUCGACAAUCUGCAGAGUCCUCGGCUUCCCAGUGACCCAUCCACAUCGAGAGGUGCAGAUACCAACAACUGCUCCUUUAGCGAAAAGUUGGCGAAAUACAAGGUUCUGUCGCUUCAUCAAUCAGUUAGACUGUACGAUGUGGACUUUGGCAACAAAUCUUUCAGAAUUCACACUGAUAUUCAGAUUCUACCGAUGCAGACCAAAAUCAAGGAUAUUGUCAUGCAUAUAGGUGAAUGUAAGUCAAAUGACUUGUUUCGUUUUUGUCUUUAGUUACGAUUAUCGCCGUAGGAGUUAGAGAUGGGUGAAACGAAUGUCUUAGCUCGCUUUCAACGAUAGUGUUUACUUCCAGACUGCUUUCUUCCCAAUGAACAAGGAGACAAUCACUUUGGAACAGUAACCUUAGAUGGAGUCCCUUGCAAAUACCGUCGGAAGCGGUUGGAUUUCAAAUUAGAUAAUCACAUCAAUUCUAUGAACCUAACAUCUCUCAAGAAAUCGUCUUCUGAUGCUUUAGCUAAAUUUGAAGGCGAGUUAUUCAUCGAAGUUCCACAUGAUGUACAACAUAAAAUGCAAGAGCGAAAAGUCAUAGUGUUGUCCAUUGAUUGUCUUGUCAAAUGUCCUGCCUAUGUGAGUUCAUAGGUUAUUUGUUUAUUAAAUUUUAGGGUAUUUACUUUGCAAAUGGAGGAAAACGGGGAGACGGAGCUCAUGUCUAUACCUACAGGUCUGGAUUGAUGUCUAGUACAAAGGAUUGGCUGCCUUGUUUCGACGCACCUGAUCAGCUAAACUUAUGGCGGCUUCAGUUUGAUGUCCCGUUCAAAUGGACAGCAUUAUCUAGUGGAGAACUUGUGGUAUGACGGAAUUGAUGUUAAAACAGUUUGUUCCAGGAAGUGGAAGCGCUGUCAGAUGAGUCUCUUAAGACGUACGUCUAUGUUCUUGGGACCCCAACUCCUGCUUCAAACAUUGGCUGGGCAAUUGGCGACUUUGAAGACACAAUACAGCCGGAGAUGCCGGAUGUAAGCAACGAAAAUAUAAAAAUUUUGGUUUACACUUUAUGUUUCUGUCUGAAUGUCAUUGUUUGGUCCAAAACUGUCGUUUUAGGUAUCUAGCUACAGUCCGCCAGGUGUCCAGUCACUUGUCAAGCACACCUUAGCCACUUUACCUCGGGUCUUUACCUUCAUUGAAGAGACUCUUUCUUGUCGAUUUCCGUAUGCCUCUUAUAAGAUGGUAUUCGUCGAUCAACCUCCAGAAGAAUCUCAAUCAUAUGCUGGGAUAACAAUGUUCAAUAUCAACUUGUUGUAUCAUAAGAAAAUUUUGGAUACAGUUCAAUCUGUCCGGCAAGUCGUCGGAUUAGCGGUGGCCUCUCAAUUCUUUGGAUGUUUUGUGAAUGCACGGUGCUUAGAAGAUCUCUGGGUGGUCAAAAGCUUAGCCAUGUAAGUUCAUCAAUAUGUGGUUGGUUUGAUUUUACGUUGAGGCUACGUAGAUAUUAGUAUUUUACCGGUUGUGUUUUGUUUUAAACCUUGCCUUGUACAGGGUCUUUCAAGAAAUGUGCAGGAAAGUAGGAGGCUAUAACUUUCGGCGGAGGCGGCGCAGAGAGUUCGUUUUUGGAAUAUGUAUUUUUCAGUGACAUUAUUUUUUGCCUACGAAAUAACAAGCUUUUCGAGUGCAAACUGAGGUCGCUACGACCUUCUGAAGUAAAGGCAUCUCUACCCCGAAAACCAGGGUUUUUCGGUUGAAAAUGAUCGAGAAAUGUCGGGGUUUUUGGGGGGUUUCGAUAGAGCUGACGUUGAAAACAGGGAAGGGAAUUGCCAACACGUUGAAAAUUAAGAAAAUAUUCGGCUGCUCUUCAUUCUGACACUUUGGCUAGCCAGUUUUUGUUAGCAGUUUAAAAGUUUGGUUGUCAUUCCUGUCCUUUGACGCCCAUUACACCCUUUGACUAGUUUUUAUAAGACUUCACAGCCAUUCUGGUUCCUUGGCUAGCCGAUUCCAGGUUCCUCAAAUCCCUAAAUGAUGUCACGCUUCUCCGCGGAAGAUACCGAAAAAUAAACUCGAAAUCUGCCCCAAGUUGAGGCUAGCCGAAUAUUUGCUAAAUUUCCAACGUGUUGGCAACAUCCUUCCCUUUUUUCAACGUCAACUCUAUCGGAACCCCUGAAAAAAUCCGACAUUUCUUGGUGAUUUUCGACCGAAAAACUCUGAAAUUUCUCGAUCAUUUUCAACCGAAAAACCCUGGUUUUCGGGGUAGAGAUGCCUUUACUUCAGAAGGUCGUAGCGACCUCAGUUUGCACUCUAAAAGCUUGUUAUUUCGUAGGCAAAAAAUAAUGUCACUGAAAAAUACAUAUUCCAAAAACGAACUCUCUGCGCCGCCUCCGCCGAAAGUUAUAGCCUCCUACUUUCCUGCACAUUUCUUGAAAGACCCUGUAUAUUACACUUGAUUAUUUUUAAGUCGUUGUCGAAUUAUCUUGUUUUCCUUGACUAAUUUGAACAGCAUGCCUUAUUUUACAUGUUCUCACUUUUUUCCCUGCAUCCUAAUUAUUCCGAGAUUUAUGGCCUUACUUUAGGCAUCUAACAGCUCUUUAUGUGGAGAAAACCUUUGGCUCAUCAGAAUAUCACUAUUUGGUCAACAAGUUAAUGGAGCAAAUAUGCGACUAUGAGACAAGUUUCGGCCCGAUUAUACUACAGCCGAAAUCCCCACAGCAACAGAACCAUCUCUACUUUAACCCGAGCUAUCCAGAAACCUGCUCUCCUCAUUAUGCUGAAGCUAGAUAUAAGAAAGGACAAUUUGUAAUGAGAUGUUUGCAACUGAAAUUAGGAAAAGAACAUUUUUUAAAGGUGAGGAGAAGACAUUUUGAGGCUUGUAGUAGGUGAUUAUGUAGUGGGCUGAAAUCAGUUGAAUGUAAUUUACGGGGCUAAAAAAUAUGUUUUUUACAUUCCUAUGCUUUAGGUGCUAAAUCGAAUGCUCGUCGUUGCCAACCAAUUCAGUCAAAAUUUGGAUAAACCUGCCGAAUGGUCCCAUAUGAUCGUAUCUUGCGAGUCCUUCUUCAGAACUGUUAUUUCAGUAACAGGAAGAGAGUUAUCAUACUUCAUGGAUCUUUUUGUCUACAAUGGUGGACAUGCUAAUUUCGAUGUGAAUUUCCAGCAUAAUCGAAAAAGAAAUAUUGUGGAAUUGGAGCUAAAGCAGGAUGUGCGGAGUGGAAGCAAGGGCAAAAUCGAAUAUGUUGGGCCAUUGACCAUUUCAAUUCAGGUAAAAAUACAAUAGACGUAAUGUUUCAUAAAAAUUUUGUUUUAGGAAUUGGAUGGAUGUUUCACACACACAGUCCAGAUCGAUGCCAACACUUCCAAACAUGAUUUGCAGUGUCACUCGAAGGGAAGAAGACAAAAACGAAAGAAAGUUCCUUUAUCGACUGGAGAGGAGUUGGAUAUAGAUCUGAGCGCUCUGGAUGCGGACUCUCCAGUUAUGUGGAUACGCAUUGACCCUCAAAUAGAACUUCCGAGAACUUUAAAAGUAAGCUUGGUUAAAAUUUUUAUUGAUUUUGUUUGAGAAAUUUGUGAACGGAGAAAAAUUUUCUUGCUCUGGGCAAAAGGCUUCUGUUUUAGAUAGCUCAACCUCAGAAUCAAUGGGAAUACAUGUUGCGUUAUGAACGUUGCGUCAUCGCCCAAACUAUGGCCAUCGAAGCUCUGCAGCACUUCCCUCUUCAAAACACCCAUAAUGUCCUGGUCGAAGCAAUAAACAACCCAAAGUUUUUCCAUCGAGUUAGGUCAAGAGCCGCGUUAUGUCUUACAGAAGUGUCAAAUCGACUUCCGGAUGGUCUAAUCAGUGGAAAGCCGGCAUUGAUCGACUUUUUUGAAAAGAAUUUUGGGUGCUCGGCCAAUCCUUCGAUACCAGCUCUUCAUAACUUUGUUGCUACCAGCAGUAAUCUUCAGAGAUACAUUCUGAUGUCGGUAAGUCGGAUCUGCAGUGCCUUUAAGGCGAUCUUGGAUUUUUUUGAGUGGGUUUUGGCCAAAAUUUAAGUUAUACAUCUCAAAAGAAAAUAUUUUAGUCUCUGCCUCCGGCUAUUGGUCGAAUGCGAAGGGAACUGAAGCAUUGUCCUCGAGAGAUCACCCGCUUCUUGUUAGGCCUGCUGCAGUUCAAUGACAACUCGAUUAAUCGGUACUCCGACGACCAUUAUCGCUCCGCCCUGAUUGGAGGCCUGACUUCGUCGAUCACUCAAGCCGAAAGAAGCCUUGGAGAAGCGGGAAGACCAGAGGCAUUGAACGAAGAUAUUGAUGAAAUGAUCAUGGAGAUUACGAGAGCGCUGAAUAUGGAUCAACUAGAGCCGAGUUAUCAUAAAGUUGUGAGCCAGGCUUGUUUGAAGUGCAUUUUGGCGGUAAGUCAUGGGCCGUGUUGCAUCGUAGAAGGGUUUUUAUGGGUAUAAGUUUAGAAAUUAGAGAUAAGAUUUUAGGGAUCGCGUCAGCGUGAUAUAACUCAUUAAUUUUCAGUUACAACGCUUCAAUCACCUUCCACUUGACCCAGAAGUUUUUUGGACUUUUGCCGAAAGUAAAUCAGUCUUCAAUGGAGUAAGUUACCACAUUUAAAAAGUUAACCUUGCAUUUAGCUAAGAAAGACCGCUCUGAUGUGCCUCUGUAGCAUGAUCCGUAGAACUCAUAACCCGCAGCUGAUGCCGACUAUCAACAAAUUGUUCGAUCUCUUGGUGAAAGAUGAAAGCCCAUUUAUCCGUCAUGGUUUAGCGACUCUGAUACUUCCUAAAACGCCAUUUGCAUACAGUGCGGAGUAAGUUUAAGGGAUUGGGACUCUUUUAUGUUGUGGAGGUGCUAUUGGGAUUGAUGGAUUUUUGGUUGAGUAAGAUGUAUUUGUGGGAAGUUAGGGUAAUGUAAUUGAUGAUUGGGUUGAGAAAUAGAUUAAGAAUGUUUGAAAUGACUUCCUUGAGUUGUUUAAUAAAAUAUGUUUUUACUUGGUUUCGCUUUUAGUGUCAUCAACAACCUCUCUUACUUUUCAAACACCAAGGAUAUGGCCACAAAAUUGUGGAAGUUAGCCACCGAUAUGACGCUGGUAAGCACCAAAGAUUUAAUUUUGAUUUUAUAAUUUUAGGAACCAAAAAUUCGCGUGCAAUUGGUCGAUAUCUACUACAUGAUGUAUUUGAUAUACACUCCUCUUGUGUUGCGACCAAAGCAUGAAAUUGAAGAUUUGCAAAGAAGGCAACAUGAAGAAAUGAAAAUGGGCGGCGGGCCGAGUUUGAUUACAUAG
Bursaphelenchus xylophilus (pine wood nematode) is the source of this 5245-nucleotide messenger RNA. The record is from the annotation of a GenBank genome assembly. NCBI's taxonomy places the organism in Eukaryota, Metazoa, Nematoda, Chromadorea, Rhabditida, Aphelenchoididae.